UCUACCCGAAGGAUUACUCAGCAUCUGUUUCGGAUUUGCAUGGUCUAAAGAACUAUAAAAAAACAAACAAUUCAUGGGGCUCUUGUUAUUAGGAAAGGAAUGGAUUGCACACCACCAUCCACGCGAUGCUACCUAUUAUACGUGUAAACGUGUCAAGUGGUCCACUUUCCAAACUGAAGGCAGAUAUGUUUUGUUCUAUAUGGAGGGUAGCCAUUUGAAAAAAUGCGUGAAGGCAAUGAAAUUCAAAGAACUUACCUUAUUCCAGGAGAAUAUGUUAACUUAUCCAGAUAAAAUCGGAUAAGUAAUUAACCGCUUCUAUUUACUUGAAUCGGAUCCUUGUCAUAUAUAAUCUAUCGCUUUUAGCGGGUCCUCAAUUUUAAAAAAAAAGCGCUCAAAAUUCGAACUUAUUUCAUAGAUAGCCGGAAAAUUUGCUUCUUCUACUAAUCACAUAUACUUCACUCUGGAGUAACAAAAUCCGGAAUUCAACUUUUCGUUCUACUUUAUAGCAGCUUACUAAGUCGUUAACAUCUAUCAUACAUUGCAGGCCCACGCGAACAGAAGGUAUCAUUUGAUUGAUCCAUUUGUGUCAAUUGAAGACCACGAGUGUUAGUGGAUAAUAAUAGUUAUAUAGAGAGAAAGCAGAGAAGUUCUAUAAUAACUUCUCUGGUUAUAAUAUAAUUAUAUAUAGUAUAUACAUUAUACUUCAUCGAGUAAACGAGCGUUUUCUGCAUUCGAUUGUGGAUUUAGUAACUGACACUAGCAAUCGUCAACUUAAAAUCGAUCAACUUAGCAAAGGAAACGCAUAAAGUUGAGCGUUACGUUUUGUGUCGAUCUGUGAGUGUGACUGCCUAUUAACAUUUUGCCAGAACUUAACCUAAUGUAUAUGUCAGAGUUAACGCCCUUUACUCACCUUGUAAAAUUCAGUAAUAUAGUACAUGCUGGAUUUUUAACUUGUGCACAAGGUCACACUAAGAUUAUAAAUAUAAAAUAAAAAAGUAGCUAAACUAACCGCCAGGGUCUCAAGUAAAGCAAUGCUCGUGUUAGCAUCAUUCGAUCCAGCUCAAGGUAAUCAGAACACUGAUUAUUUACAACAUACAAGCCAAAUCUCACCUCUAUUGAGCUGGACGUACGUUUUUUUACCAACCAACCAUCAAGAUAUAUAUAUGCACCUAUAUAAGGCAACAUUCACCUAUAUUUCGAGCGAGCAGAGCGUCGGCAAGUGAGUUUGCAUUAAGUUUCGCCCAUAAAAUAUUACAAUACUAAGUCUGCAUAAAUUGUGAGCAAAUAAGCAAAACACGACGGAAGUGGCCGAAGCGCACAGCAACGAGAGGUAAGAUCGAUCAGAUAAUGGCUAAAGGGCGACUUUCAGCCUGGCACGUUUCGGUCGAUGAGCGAAACCAACGAGCAAGGUUAUUGCCGAACUUCUGUUCUUCAUAGUACGGUUUUACGGCCAGUGAAAAGUAGUCCCGAUGUAAGUAACGAAGGUGAACAAUUCGAAAAACAUACACAAAGUAUAAUAAAUAACCAGGAAGAAACAGUUGACCGAAAAUCGCUUCGAGGCAGCGAAGCAUCACGAGACGAUAAUCGUUGGCAUCGAACUCAUACCCUGUCUUCCAUUGUUAGGUAACAUCUUGAGUAGCUGAUGUGGAAUUGCGGCGCUGUGCUUUCAGAAGAUUGCUGCAGAAGAGGUGAAAAGAAGGAAAGGGUAAAGAGCGUGUUCUUCUUCGACGCAAACCUGCGUCAUCGCCAUUCUUCCUUAACGUUUUCCUUUCGAUGCUUUGCGCAUUGACCGCGUAUUGUCUCGUGUGCGAAACGAGGCUCCCUGGCUUCCUCACGCUACGCUCGAUCUCUCUUGCAGUUUUUAGCCAUUCUGGUCCCAUUCGAUUCUACCCUUUCUCCACGUCUACCCUUCACCCAGUGCCCAUGAAAAAGUGGCAUGCGUCAUUCCCUUGCCCACGCUCUCCACACGGCAGACCACCGCCGACUAUGGAGUCUGAUUAUCCUUCUGCCCAGCUGCUGCUGUUGCUGGUCGAGAGCAAGUGAAGCCAGCCGAACAAUGCGAUCUGACAAUGCUGUCUGUUUCGUGUUUCUUGUUCGUCGUCCAAUCUAACGCCGCCUGCUUUCGUUCUGGCCUGUUACCGCUGUCGUAAGCGUUGCAGGGGCCUGGUUGUCGACAUUGCUGCCACCGGCGGUGACCCUCUUUCUCGCGGAGCAGAGCCUCCAAGCUCAGAUGACGGCCGCAGCGGCGAGGCGAGGCGAGGCACGUUGUCGAUGAGUAGUGGCCGCAAUCGGAAGCGCUCGUUAGGUCCACGGUAGUUGGUAGACUGGUUGACAACUGACUGAUUGUUCAGCUCCAAUCGUGCCAUACAACAAUGGUUUUGGGACGGACCGAGGGGUGAGCGUACGGACUCAGAGCACUAGCCUGGGUUGGGCAGAGCUGGGCUGACGAUAGUGGUGGCUAGCCAGCAACGACUGCUGGAGACAUCGAAAGCGCGCGGCAGCAGCGGCAAAGGUGAACACAGUCGUUCAGGUAACGCCGCUGGUUGCGGUCGUGAUGGCGCAGUGGCGCUGCUGGUUUCCCUCCCCGUCACAACAACAACAGCAGCCGCCGCCGCCGCCGCCGCCGCCGCACACGCAGGGACUGCUACGACCGCUACUGGCACAGCUGCGAACGCCAACGUCGACGUUAACGUUUGCCGAGCGUCACAUUCAUCUCUGCCUUCGGCGUUGCGUACGGCGAUAGUAACAGCAGCAGUGCCACUAGUGGUGAUGCUGGUUCCAUCUGGCGGCCGUAUUGAGUGCCGCAGCAGCGGCGGCGGCGGCGCCAGCGGCAGCAGGAGUCUUCACACGAGCAGUGCAGGUUGUUGUUUGUUCGUUCGGUCGCCGCACUCUUGUUUUAGUAGAAACAGUGUUACAGGCAGGGCGGUUCCUUGCGCUGGGCACCGAAACUGGUCCUCUGUUCGUUUUUUGUUGCAGCGUACUUGAUCCAGCUGUAAGAGUCAUUGACUCUCAUACGUAUAACGACAGUGUGAUUCAAGUCAACUCUGAAGAGGCCCUAAUGGAACAGCGAAUUCCGCUGUCAAUGUGUGUUUUGAUGUUUAGCAGUGAAGCGCGCCGAAAAGCUUAACUGAGAUCCGGUACAAUUUGACAGCAACGGGAAAAGUCGAAAUAGAAAGCCCGAUACAGAGAGAGAGGUAUCGUUACAUCAAAAGCCGGUAUGAUAUUUCCAUGUACGGUGUUAGUGGUUCUAGUUUUGCAAAGUGUCUAGGAGAUUUCGACAAACAAGUUAGAAUGCUGCAGAAACCACUGCACUAUGGACAAUACAGUUAUCCCCGUAGUGGAUGGUGGAUGAGGUUGUGAUCUUUCUGUCUACAGAGUGGCAAUGAUUUGACUCGUACCAAGGAUCAUUUCCACUUGUUAAAAAUAGUCAAAUCUUACUGACACUUUUUAUAAGAGCCUAAUUUACCAUACGACGAGUUGACAUUUGAUCUUAGAAACUCUCAGGAGUGGGUUAGGGCAAAGACGAGGACACGAGCUUUCGACUUAUAUAUCAGGCAAAAAAAAAUCGUCAGAAGAUGCUACGGCGACGGAUUUUUUUCGUACUUUUUGGCUAUGCAUUGAGCGCUGUGGCCUUGAUAUGUGUGCUCUAUGGUGCUAUAACAAUUCCUAACCCGCCAGUUGAAAGUACGCGCGUCGAUCUCCAGGGACGGGUCGAUUCAUUGCAGCAACGUGUGGGUCAUGCCGAGAUCCUCCUGCAACGUCGGUGGCGGGACGUGCUUCAUGCUGAAGCCGCAAGUGUUGGACCGGCCGGCUCCAGCUCUCUGUCACUGCCUUCGAUCUUCGAUUAUCUUUCUUACCUGAGAAACACAACUCAUCUUGAGCCUGCUUUGCGCAUUGCGGCCAACACCUCAAGAGGCCAUCCUGCUCGUCUUGUUUUCGGUAUACCGUCCGUGAAACGCGAGAUCCAGUCGUAUCUAACGUCGACAGUUGAAAAUCUUAUAGCCAACAUGAGUCCGGAAGAUCGCAGCAUGAGUCUCAUCGUAAUUAUGCUCGCUGACAUAAACAACUCUACAAAGGUCGAGUCGGAAUUAGCUGAAGUACGCGGCGUACUGGAUGAACAUCUGCGCUCAGGCUUAGUAGAGGUCAUUAAUCCACCGUCGCAUUUCUAUCCGCCUAUAGACAAACUCCAACAGCCUACUCUUGGUGACCCCAUUGAUCGGGUGAGAUGGCGUACGAAACAGGCUUACGAUUUUGCAUACCUUAUGAUGUACGCGUCGUCCCGUGGCGAGUACUAUGUACAGCUUGAGGAUGAUAUUUUAUCAAAGCCAGGCUUUGCAACGCAGAUGUUAAAUUUCGCUAAAAAGCAAAUGUCAUCCGGACAUAAAGAUUUCUUUGUGUUGGAUUUUUGUACACUUGGUUUUAUUGGUAAAAUGUUUAAAUGUAUCGAGCUGAUGAAGUUUGCCACGUACAUCUUAACCUUCGCUCAAGAUCAACCGGUUGAUUGGAUUCUAGAUCACUACGUCCAAACAAAAGUAUGCCGUUUCGAUAAGGACGCUAAACAUUGCCGCAAGAUGAAAUCUACCAUUUGGAUCACGCAUAAACCAUCGUUGUUCCAGCACGUUGGAACUCAUUCGUCGCUCAAGGGCAAGAUGCAGAAACUCAAGGAUCGUCAGUUCGGCAGGGUCAGUCUGUUCGUUCCUCAUAGGGACAACGUGCCCGGUGACGUGGUCACCUCAAUGACUACCUACAAACAGUAUACCGUUAAGCGUGCGUAUCUCGGUGAUUCGCUUUUCUGGGGUGUUCUACCGGUGGCUGGGGACCACAUCACGGUCACGUUUCACGAACCGACGAUCCUCGAAAAAGUGCUCUUCCGCAGCGGCGAUGCCGAACAUCCGAACGAUCGUUUCAUUAACGCGACCAUACAGAUUCUACCAGUUGCAUCCGUCGGCAAGAAUCCUCAAAAUUCUAAUCAAGAUUCAGGUAACAAAUCUCUCGAUAUGGCCAAGCCGCAGGCAAAACAUGACGGCUGGCUAGAGCUCAUUCGUUUUGACCCUCAUAAUGGCCUUGCUCAGGCAGGGCCUGUCAGCUACCCGGUGGCAGCCUUACGACUUGUAGUUUUAACAAACCAUGAUCACUGGGGCAUUCUCUCGGAAAUUCAGGUGAAGGGUAGCACAGCCUUUUCUCCGAACAAUAACAAACUUCUGUAGCGUAAGCAUGGCUCAUCUGAUAAGAAUGGUGAGUAGAAAAUUCAAAAUUUGCGAAAUCAAUUAUAGUAUACCUUCAGUGUAUCUGGUAUGGGAGCUUGCAUUGAACAUCGAUCUGUUAAACUUCUUACAUGUAUAUAAAUGCCCCUAAUCUUUGAACAACAUUAGCUGUGAGGUUUGUACUGUGUUACGCGUACGAAUAUUUAUAUGGUUACAUCACCUAGUGAAAGUAGUCUAUUCAAAAAUGGCAAUCCCAGCUUGUACAUAGAUAGUUCUUUACAGUAAUCGCAAUCAAGAUCGCAAAUGUAGGAGUAAAAAUCUAGGAGAAAAAAAAAUAUCGAGUAAGAAAAAGUAGAACAAAGGCGGCAAAAGACGCAUAAACCGCCUUGAGAACCUCAUCGUUCCUCCAUGUUGGACAGAGCAGGUAUUAUUGAUUGUGUGAGAAUGUAAAAUGAUCGUGAUCUCUCUAUUGAGCCUCGCUAAGAAACGUGGAGCCAUGCGACUGCUGAAACCCAGGAACUGUACGCAUUUAAUAAUAUAUAAUUUAAUUCACACUUCUAAUAAGUUAAAUCCCUAUGGGUGUCUGUUGAUCUGUGCACUCUGACUGGAGAAAAUUAUCAUACGACAUAAAUAAACUUCUGAGUCGCACAUUGACAGCAGUACGCCGCUUAUGACCGUUUAUGUCUAUGCCGCCAAUCUAGGCGUGCAUGCAAUAAGAGGUUGCGCAAUAUAACCUGCCUGUUGUUGAAUAGUAACUUUGGAAAGCGGAUUAAGUUGUUACAGCCAAUGCAAAAACCACCCUUAAUGAUAGAUCUUUCCAAAACAUCUACCUCCCUGUAUAUAGGCAUAUAUUUAUAUCUAUAUCGACUCUAGAGUAACAAUUGUAAUGUUUAAAAUAUAAUGAAAGCGUAUAUAUGUUGUUGCGUGCAUAGGCAUGCAACUGAGUCUUGACCGCGGUGCAAUGAACGUACUUAAUACGAAACAAUCUUAGGCAAGAAGUCUAUGAGACAAAGCCCCGUCUUCCAACUUCUCUUAGCCCAACGAUAGAAAAACAUAUAUACAUUGAACAAUUAGUUUCAAUAUCUAACGAUAAGUUGUUCCUGUUAAGGUAGAGAAGUCAUUCGGACGCAAGGGGUUGUUUUCCUAAUGGCUGUAGUGACACCAACGAGCUGUGGAGUAAUAGUAACAAUCAGAACGGAUCAAUCCUGUUACCAUUGACUGUCGUGACAUAGUUACAUUAGUUCUGGUAUCGUAAAGACUACGUCCAUCGAAUCUAAUAUACCUGUCCAAAUCAGUAAGCACAAAUAAGCACAGCAAUUGAUAGAACUCGCCGGCGAUAAGUACAUAAUGUCCGCAGAUUGUCCAGGUCGUUACGACCUACUUGCUUCUCCACUUGUGGCUAAUUUAUAUGGUCCUAUUAUUGUAAUUACGCCAAGGUGACGUCUAAUGGUCCAGCUGGGAGGAUUCAAGGCGCAGAGUCGCCGUUUGACCGAAGCGAAACUUGCUGGCUUUCAAGUUAUUGUUCCUUUCUUCUAUCGGUUUGCUUGAUCAUUUGGCACCAUAAUCUUAUAAAAUAAUAAAAAAUAACGUAUGCAUAAAAAAAAACAAUCGAUCAUGUCAGGGCUGUGCGGCAGAUUCAUGCUGCUAUCUGUUACCGCCCCCAGACGCAGAUGAAAAGCAUAGCGCAUGAGAUUGCACUAUCUUCAAAUAUACAUUGUGUUCUAAGUGGAAUAUUUUUACAUUUCUGUCUUUUUUAGUGUAUUUCUCGAUCGUUUAAAAACCAAACCUAUCCAAAACUUGCCAAAUAUCAGUUAGAUUGUCCCGACACCUCGUGGUCAUUCUUAAAUUGGAGAUUUUUAUCUUUUAGCGUUAGCAAUAAAUUUGGGAGUCAUUUCUCUUGGGCGUAAUAUAUUUAGUCAUCACUACUGACAAUGUAACUUUUUAGCUCGGCUGAUUGUGCCUGUGGAAGUGGAUUUUCUAUGGUUUAAGCUGAACAGGCGGUUGAUAUUACGUACGCGGUACGGUAAACACUGGACAUUUGUAGUGAUAUAGUAUAUCGGAGCUAUGUAAGUACGUCUUUUUAUUCUGCUUGUUUAGUCGUGGUAAAUUAAUCAUUUGUUUAUGUCAACGAUACUCUUAACGUGUUUAGCGUCGCGUUUUCUUAACACUCAAUCUCCUUACCCCCGUGUUAACGCGUCAACGCGUCUCACUGGCGCUUGGCCGGCUUAUAAAUUAGGAAUCUGUCCGGUUUCGUGCAAUGCCUAUCUUGUAUAUAGUAUAUUACGAAUGCUACUACCUCGAUAAGAAAAAGAAAAAAAAAAGGAUUCGAAUACUGAAUGGUCCUAACAGCUUUGAUUCGACCUUAAGCCAAUACGAGCAGUGAAGUGGCAUCGUACAGAUAAGUGCAACACCUACUUAGCAUAUCUUCCACUGAUCGAGGUCACCCUUGUACAUAAUAGGGCGAAGUGUAUAAUACGAUGAUUGGACUAAAAAUAGGUUACGGUACAUAAUUCGAACUAUAUUUGACAUAUGGCGGUAGUUACAUGAAACGUUGGCGGACACUGAUGUCAAAUUGAAGCUGAGAGCUGAUAACGCAUAACAUUAGACCUCUAUUCGUUGUAAUAGGUGAGGUGAGUUGAAUGGCAGCCAGCGUGGGGUCUUCAGUGGCCUACACCUUUAGUUGAGAAGCUUAGUUGAUACGAUCAGAGUACGUAUUUGUAACUAGCAAGAUGCAUAUGAUUAAGUAGAAAGAAAACAUGUCUUUAUCCAGUGUUCCUCCAUCUCUCUUUCGAGAGGGUAUGCUAAGGCGCUUUUAUUCUUUCGCUAGUUCAGGCCAAUAGUCCGGAGGUUGAUCGCGCAGCGCAUACACAAACAACGGUUUAUUGCUCAAUGUAACAUAGUGGGAAACGGAAACAACUUGGGAGAAAAACUGGAGUAGUUAUAAUUGUAGUAAGUUAUGUUAUAGUGUGCUUAGUGAGCAGCAAAUGAGACUGUUAACAAAUUUUACUUUUUCCAUAGUAGAACAAAAAAACUAGCAAAAUAUUGCAAUGAUAUUCUAUGGACGAUAAUGGAUACAAGUAUGUAGUAAGGAGGCGGCCGUCUAAAUGGUCUCUAGCUGCAUUGAACUUAGUGGCAAUUGAGUGAAGCGAACAGACGGGUUCGGGCGAACAGAGAGACUUUUCUCAGUUGCCAGUAUUGAGUGGACCUACACCAGAGAGUCGACCCCUUCUUCAGGUGAUGGCCAGUCCUUCGAUAAGAUGCCGUAAGUGAUAAAAGCAAUAUUAUAUAUACAUUGUGGCUUUGACCUAUAUCGAAGUACGUAUGCCAUUAUCUAUAACAUAAAAUAAAAAAUCAGCCCAACAGAAAGAACAGAAGCAGGAAUGCCAGCUUUCUAUGCGGAAAUUGGAUCAUUCUAUAUCGCUGUCAAGAUAAGUGUUCACUAAACGUUUAAGUUCGGCUAUGGAUGUUUGAACGAGCUAUGACGAUGAAAGUUUAAGAGAAAAAAUCACGCACUUGUUUAAAUUUUCGUGAUAAGCAUGUAAAAUACGCGUCCGUGGGAACAUAUCAGAAAACGUUCAAAGGCAAAUUUAAAUACAACGAUAGUAUUUAGAAAAAUUGAUUUCUUUCUAUAUCCGCAAAUAAAGCUGGCGACUUGAUUAGCAUCGACGCAUACUAAGAACAAGCAAUACACCUAGGAAAAAUUAAUUACUGUUGAAAAAAUACUAUUGGUAGCUUGCUAAAUGUUACAUUUUUAAACAUAAUACUUAAAUAAAGAGUCGGCGACGCGGUGGUCACUUUAUUUAUUAUUUGCUGCAGCAGCUUAUUCAUUAUUUAAAUGUACAAAAAUGUAAAUAAUGCCCCUUUGAUAUAUAGUAUGUAAUCAAAAAUGAUUCAGGUCAAGUUCACAUCGAGCACUUUUCGAUUCGUUCACAGCUUUAUUUCACGUACGCUAUCCAAUACAUCCACGUUCUACGGCAAAUGUACUCCUUCCAUUCCACAAUAAAUAACGUACCUUUUACAUUAAGUUAGUUUUUCUUGUUUUUUUUUUUUAAUCAGCGGAAACACUUCAGCACAUAUCGAUAGGAUCAUCCCUAGGAAACUCAAAUUUAACAGUGCAGAGAAAUGAGCUCUCCGCCAUCGGACUCGAUAUCGGCAAAUAAAGCUUAAACUAUUUUUUUACUGCCAGAACCAAUUAUGAUAGGUCAGUAAUGUUUCUGUGCUUAGUAAUCUAACGCUCGUCGUAACGACCCUCUAGUAGCUUCGGAGAAGACUCAAUUGAUGCACCUUAUCUUGUAUAUUACGCCCAAGUCGCGCAAUCUAGAUAUGAAUGCUAA
Messenger RNA from Varroa destructor (honeybee mite), 9538 nucleotides. Its product is annotated as alpha-1,3-mannosyl-glycoprotein 4-beta-N-acetylglucosaminyltransferase B-like. Gene Ontology annotation, biological process: protein N-linked glycosylation. Lineage: Eukaryota; Metazoa; Arthropoda; Arachnida; Mesostigmata; Varroidae. Gene Ontology annotation, molecular function: acetylglucosaminyltransferase activity. The record is from RefSeq and is a predicted model, not a curated record. Gene Ontology annotation, cellular component: Golgi stack; endoplasmic reticulum-Golgi intermediate compartment; endoplasmic reticulum.